AGCCGUGCAAUGCGUUGCCUCGUCUUGUAAUUUAAUUGUGCUUUUGAUAUUACGCGUGACACACAUCGAACCCUUCACGGAAUAUAUAUGCCGGUCCAUUGACUUCCGCUGACCAAGCAGCAACUAUCGGAAGCCGUAGCGCUCUUACAUCCAGCCAAAGACUUCAGGAUCAACUUGGAUCUGCGGAUGUACUUCUCAAUAUGGAUAUUCGUGCUUGUGCAAUUCACACGUACGAAAUAUACAUCUGGGGAGAAAACAAUUUUAAAUUCUCCUCGUGGACCAUGCGAGGGAUACAAACAGGGCGAGGACGAUCUUCAAACAUUCGACUUCAUCAGCAAGUUGAAACUAGAUCUUUUGGAGGCACAUUACACUGACGUGACGCGAGUCAGAGGUAGCAAUCGUGUACAAAUCGCCUACAGAUUGGAAAAAGAUACAGACAUCACUCAACCAACCAAAGUUAUACUCCCAAACGGAUUGCCAGAGGAAUUCAGUACGGCUUGCACAUUUAGGGCCAGAAAACUGCCAAAGUAUACUUGGCACAUUAUCAGAAUCGUCGACAUGGAAAACGAGCCCCAGUUUUUAAUCGCAAUGAACCCAAAAAUUCAGACUUUGGAUUUAUCCAUGAAGAAGCAGACAGGGGAACUUGAAACGGUAUCGUUCUCGGCCGAUCGUAUCUUCGACAAAAACUGGCACAAAAUUAACAUUGGAGUCUUCAAGGAUAGGCUGGUGCUAUAUAUAGAUUGCGAAUAUAUUGACACACAAGAGUUGAAUCCACGAGGAACAAUCAAAGUAGAUGGCGAGAUAUCGAUAUCGAAAAUAUCACACAGCAAAAAUAUUACUGUACCGAUCGAUAUUCAGUGGAUGGUUUUAAAUUGCGAUCCUACGAGGCCAGAGAGAGAGACCUGUGAGGAACUGCCGAAGAGCCUUAGCAGCCCUUUAUUACCUCAGAGAAGACCUGGCUGCGAAAUUAUCUGUCCACAGGGACCACCGGGAAUUAAUGGCACUAAUGGUUUACCUGGUUUAACCGGAUUACCCGGACCACCUGGACCAAUCGGAGAACCCGGUUUACCUGGACAGCCGGGUUUACGCGGGUCACCUGGAGAGCAAGGCAAAGUAGGACCACAAGGAUUCACUGGUGCACGUGGAUUUCCCGGAAAUCCAGGUCCUAAAGGAUCUAUUGGGCCAAUUGGACUACCUGGAGCAAAAGGAGAAAACGGUGAAAGAGGGGACAUGGGAUUUCCAGGGUUGAAGGGAGAUCAAGGGCUCCCGGGACCACAAGGUUAUCCAGGUCCUCCAGGUCCACCAGGAAAGAUCAGUGACUAUCGUGACGCUAUACCAAAAUUUGUAGGCCCACCAGGGCCUCCGGGAUAUCCAGGUCAAAAAGGUUCGAAGGGCGAACAAGGAGAACGCGGCGACGAAGGGAAACAAGGUCAAAAAGGUGAGCCAGGAGAACGAGGUUCUCCAGGGCAAGACGGGUCUCCUGGUUCAGAAGGAAGGUCAGGACUUCCUGGCUUUCCUGGACCUAAAGGAGAAAUGGGAUUUCCGGGAGUACCAGGUCCUCAGGGAUUGCAAGGUCUUCGUGGUGAAGCUGGUGCACUAGGAUCACCUGGAAUUCAGGGUCAAAAAGGAGAAGCUGGAGAGCCAGGCCGUGAUGGUUUGCCAGGUUCGAUGGUCGGUUCUAUUCUACCAGGACCACCUGGUCUUGAAGGUCCCUCUGGUCCACCAGGAGAAGAUGGAUUACCAGGAGUGAAAGGAGAACCUGGUCCUGUUGGUCCACCGGGUCUCCCAGGUUUGCAAGGAAAGGAUGGCGCUCCUGGUUCUCCAGGACCUCCAGGAUCACAGGGUUCACCCGGUUUACCUGGAGAACCAGGUGUUCCAGGACCUCGAGGAAUCGAAGGUGCUAUUGGUAAACCAGGACUACCAGGACUCGAUGGACGAUCUGCAGAAAAAGGCGACAGAGGUCAUCAAGGAGAACAAGGUCCUGUUGGACCACGCGGUUUACCUGGGAGUGUCGGUGCGCCGGGUUUACCUGGAGUCGCUGGUAUUCCAGGAUUAGAAGGGCGGCCAGGUCCGCCAGGUGCCCCAGGUCCUCCGGGACCAGCAGGACCACCAGGAACAAUUUCAGACAUGUUAAGUACAAAUAACGUAUUGGAAACUAUGGGCAGUCCAGGAGUUAGUGGACCAAGAGGUGCGUCAGGUGCUCCAGGAUUACCAGGUGAGAGAGGACCUCCUGGAGAACGAGGUCCAGAGGGUCAAAUGGGACUACCGGGAAUGCCAGGAAAAGAUGGGGCUCCAGGACUUCAAGGACCGCCAGGGAUUAGAGGGCAGACAGGAAUGCCAGGAGUUCAAGGACCGCCAGGCCGAAGUAUCAUUGAGUCAGAAAUUCGAGAAAUAUGUACCAGUGUAUUACGAGAACAGAUGACUGAGAUGGCAGCACAGAUGCAAGGCCCACCUGGUCCACCUGGUCGAGGCCGUCCAGGUCGUCCUGGAUCACCUGGUCCACAAGGUCGCCCAGAGAGGCUGAAAACACUAACAGAAGGUCUACGAGGGCCACCCGGGUUGCCGGGGCUGGCCCGACAGGGUCGUCCUGGUCGAAUUGGAACCCAGGGCAUCCCAGGUGAUCCAGGUCUCCCAGGUUUACCCGGAGAGCGUGGAUUUGUCGGAUUACCAGGGCCACAAGGCACCAUAGGUCCUCAAGGUUCACCUGGUGAACGGGGUGAGAAGGGCGAUAAAGGUCAGGAAGGCGUUGGUGUAGAAGGUCCAAUGGGUCCGCGAGGACCGCCUGGACCACCUGGCAAUGAUGGCGUUGGAUUGCCUGGAAGGCAAGGAGAACGGGGGGAACCAGGCAGGCCAGGCAUUCCUGGGAUGAGGGGGCCACCAGGACUUCACGGAUUACCCGGAUUUUGCGAGUUCUGUAAUUAUCCAAGCGCCAGUUACUUACAGUAUUCUCGCAGCGAUGAGAAAGGACCCUAAAAUCAUAAGUAUUUCUAGGAAUUAAAAAAAAUAUUUAGAUAUGAGAAGAGCAAUUAACAUCGCAAAUACGAUUAACCUUUCGCUUAGUAAACAGUUAAAGCGUCUUUCAAAUCACUGCCAUAUGAAAACAAUACCUUUUGUUGAUCAUGCGUGUUUAAUAAAAUAAGUAUUCGUCAGUGAAGAA
This is a messenger RNA of Bombus pascuorum, 3157 nucleotides long. Its product is annotated as collagen alpha-2(IX) chain-like. The coding region runs from base 187 to 2973 and encodes 928 amino acids. The record is from RefSeq and is a predicted model, not a curated record. Lineage: Eukaryota; Metazoa; Arthropoda; Insecta; Hymenoptera; Apidae. The transcript is spliced from 20 exons. Gene Ontology annotation, cellular component: basement membrane.